Molecule: messenger RNA, 1515 nt
Organism: Aedes aegypti (yellow fever mosquito)
Lineage: Eukaryota; Metazoa; Arthropoda; Insecta; Diptera; Culicidae
Gene: Ostgamma
Product: tumor suppressor candidate 3
Exons: 4
Coding region: 140-1129 (329 amino acids)
Cellular component (GO): oligosaccharyltransferase complex
Source: RefSeq, a predicted model, not a curated record
ACUCAAAACGUCAAAAUCACCGCUGAGUAGUUCUGUUCGAUCGGUUUUCUUUGCUUUCACCAGGCGAUGGAUAAUCGCUUUUAGCUGUUUUCGAAAAAAUAAAAUUUCCACCAGCAAAUAAUCUAUCAAGUGGUGCAAAAUGCGAGUUCUAGUUAAAAUUGCAAUCCUGAUUGCAAUUUCCCUUUGCUUGUUCCAUCAUGUCCAAAGCCAGGCCAAGGGGAAAGGCUCGCAGACCCUGUCGGAAAAGGUGCAGCAAUUGCUGGACAUGAACGCGAAACGACCGGUUAUGCGCUUCAACGGGAAUCGUUUCCGGGACUUUGUCAAAUCGGCCCCACGGAAUUACUCGAUGGUCGUAAUGUUCACUGCCAUGGCCCCGGCUCGGCAAUGUGUUAUCUGUCGGCAUGCCCAUGAUGAGUACACGAUAGUGGCCAAUUCCUACCGGUACUCGCAGACCUACUCGAACAAGCUGUUCUUUGCGAUGGUCGACUUUGACGAGGGUUCCGACGUGUUCCAAAUGUUGCGCCUGAACACAGCCCCGGUUUUCAUUCACUUCCCGGCUAAAGGCAAGCCAAAACCGGCCGAUACCAUGGACAUUCAACGGGUGGGCGUGUCGGCCGAGGUUAUCGGCAAGUGGAUCCAGGAGCGUACCGACAUCCAAAUAAGAAUCUUCCGGCCACCGAAUUACUCGGCCACCGUUGCCAUUUUGAUGCUGACGGCCUUCGUUGGAGGGUUCCUCUAUCUGCGCCGGAACAACCUGGACUUUUUGUACAACAAACAGAUGUGGGGCUUUCUGGCAGUCAUCUUCUGCUUCGCCAUGGUCUCCGGCCAAAUGUGGAAUCACAUCAGAAGCCCGCCGUUCGUCCACAAGGGACAGAAUGGAGGAAUCGCUUACAUCCACGGGUCAUCGCAGGGACAGUUGGUGAUCGAGACGUACAUUGUGAUGUUCUUGAAUGCAAUGAUUGUUGCUGGCAUGAUUCUGCUGACUGAGUCCGGCUGGCAAAGUGAUCCCCGAAAAGGGAAAAUUGCCGCCAUAGUCGGCUUAGUACUGGUUGCAGUUUUCUUCUCGUUGAUCCUGUCGAUCUUCCGGUCGAAGGCUCAAGGAUAUCCGUACAGCUUCUUGUUCAAAUAACUUGGAGUCGUUUGAGUGCAAUGAAUAUCCUACGAAAAGUGUUGACAGCGAAACACAUUGCAGUAAAAGAGUGCGAGUGUAGAAUUUGUGAGCACCAGUUUGGCACGAAUGUGUAGGAAAACCCUACGUAAUCGAAUGCGUUAAGUACUAAUUGUAACAAACCGAAAUCACCAAGGAAAUCACAUUGAUUUACACAUUACCUAUUAUGCUAGUGAGAACUAAUGAAUUAGUGCAAAAAAUCUGUUCCGUCAAUACCAUCUGGAAAUAAUUAACUUUAUUGUUUGUUUAGUGUUUCAAAUUUACUGCGGAAUUUAUACUUCGGUAUUUUACGGAAUAAAACUUGACGGGGUCUCACGUAUAAGGCCUUUUAGGGGUUACAAAAAAGA